Molecule: messenger RNA, 2478 nt
Organism: Paramecium tetraurelia
Lineage: Eukaryota; Ciliophora; Oligohymenophorea; Peniculida; Parameciidae
Exons: 5
Molecular function (GO): protein binding; hydrolase activity
Source: RefSeq, a predicted model, not a curated record
AUGGAAAGUGUGAAUUUUGCAGGAGAUAAUCCCCAACCUCGUUUUGGUCACACCAUUUGUGUCAUAGCCCCUAAUAAGAUCGCAUUAUUCGGAGGUGCCGUUGGAGAUACAGGAAGGUAUGUAAUCACAGGAGAUGUGUAUAUUGGAGAUAUAAUUUAAAAAAAAUGGAAGCGAGUUGAAGCUAGUGGAAAUGUACCUACGAAUAGAGCAGCACAUCAAGCGUUAGCUAUUGAAUUAAACUAAAUGAUUAUAUUUGGAGGAGCAGUAGGAGGCGGUGGAUUAGCAGAUGACAAUUUAUAUGUAUUUGAAUUAAGAGACGAUACCGGAACUUGGGUCACUGUGCCUGUGAUUGGAACAACACCAGGAAGAAGGUACGGUCAUACAAUGGUGUUAAUAAAGCCUUAUUUGAUAGUAUUUGGUGGGAAUACAGGCUAAGAACCUGUAAAUGAUGUUUGGAGUUUUAAUUUAGAGAAAUCUCCUUAUUCGUGGUAAAAGUUAGAAUGCUCGUCAGAAUAACCUGUUGUGAGAGUAUAUCAUUCUGCGGCUUUGUGUUCAACAGGGUCAGCUAAUGGUAUGAUGGUUGCUUUUGGAGGUCGUACAAGUGAUCAAAGUGCUUUAAAUGAUACUUGGGGUCUCAGAAGACAUCGAGAUGGUAGAUGGGAUUGGGUAAGAGCUCCCUAUAGAUCAUAAACUGAGUAACCAGCUUAACGAUAUUAACACUCAACCUUAUUUUUAGGAACAUUAAUGUUAGUUAUUGGAGGUAGGUCAAAUAAUGUAGGAGAAACAUUGCCUUUUGAAAUCUAUGAUACUGAAACAUCUGAUUGGUAUAAGUUUUAACCAAUUCAGAGAUUCAGACACUCCUCAUGGUUGGUGGAAUAAUUUUUAUAUCUCCAUGGAGGAUUUGAUUCCGAUCAACCAAAUAUUCCUACUGAGGGAAUUCUAAAAAUCGAUUUGAGUAAGAGAUUUGCUUAAACACCUCAAUUAUUAAAGUAAAUGAACACUAUUAAGGCUGAUUAAUCAUUUACAUAAUCAUUUAAUCCUAAGCCUUCUUAGCCUUUAGCAUAAACUUAAGAUUAAUUUAAAAAGACUAAUUAACCAGCAUCAGCUCAACAAAAAAUCUAAAACUAGUAUCAGUAAGUUAGAGUAUCAAGUGCAACUAAUAAAAAUAUUAGAUUGGCUAAUCAGGCAUUAGUGGCUAUGACUUAUGGUCCUGAAGAGGAUAUAACAAAUUAGGUCAAGAAAGUACCAAUAGAUAAAUUACAAGAUGAACAUAAAAAAUUAGGACCAGCAUUUUCAGAUCCUAAUUCUUAAAAUAAAUCCCAAUUUCUAGAUUAGUUAUGUCAACCUUUCAUGCAGAAUCUAUUGAUACCUAAAGAUUAUGCAUAGAUCCCUCCAAAUUCUAAUUUAUUAACAGGCAUUAAGAAGGAAAUGAUAAUUAAAUUAUGUGAUGAAGUUUAGAGGAUUCUAGAAAAAGAACCAAACUUACUAAGACUGAGGAGACCAAUAAAAAUAUAUGGAAAUUUAAAUGGUUAAUAUCUAGAUUUAAUGAGAUUUUUUGAUCACUUUAAAGCUCCAUACGAUAAUCUAUAUAAUGGGGAUAUAGAUUCCUAAGAUUAUUUGUUUUUAGGGGAUUAUGUAGAUAGAGGGUCUAGAUCUUUGGAAAUAAUUCUGCUGUUGUUUACAUUAAAAAUUAAAUAUUCUGAUCAAAUUCAUCUACUCAGAGGACAUCAUGAAGACCCCAUAGUUAAUAAAAUGUUUGGGUUUGCUGAUGAGUGUUUUAUCAAAUUUGCAGAAGAUAUUAUGGAUCCAAACAGCAUUUACUAAAGAAUUAACAGAGUUUUUUAAUAUAUGCCAUUAGCUGCAGUUAUUGAAGACAAAAUCUUUUGCGUUCAUGGUGGAAUAGGGUAAACAAUGAGAACGAUAGACGAGAUUGAAUUAAUAUAAAAACCUUUAGAAAUAGUUCACGAUCCCAAGACUUAUCAAUAAAAAGUAGCAUUGGAACUAUUAUGGUCUGACCCAUGCUUAUAAGAAGAAGAACUAGAAAAUCAACCUAAUCCAGAGAGAGACAUAUUUUAAAAUAAAUAGAUUUUAAGAUUUGGGACAAAUAGAAUUAAUAAAUUUUUAUAAGAGAAUUCCUUAAAUAUGAUUAUAAGAUCACAUGAACCAACAAUGGAAGGAUUUGAAAGAUUAAACAAUAAUGUAAUUACUAUCUUUUCCUGUCCAGAUUAUGGAGGUAAUUAACCUCAAUGCAAAGGAUCUAUUUUGACAAUUUCAAAAAGAGGAGAAAUCAUCCCAAAAGUGAUAUUGCCUGCUGCUCCAAUUCAAGAGCAACGUUGGAUGGACUUGGAAGAGCCCAUUUAGAGAAAAAAGGGAUUUGCUAAAUACUUAGUUAUAGACAACAAUGAAGCUUUGAUAAGAAAACGACCAACUACUCCUCCAAGAUAGAAAAGACCUUCGUCUUAAAAAUAAUUCAAAUGA